Molecule: messenger RNA, 2047 nt
Organism: Impatiens glandulifera
Lineage: Eukaryota; Viridiplantae; Streptophyta; Magnoliopsida; Ericales; Balsaminaceae
Product: F-box protein SKIP14-like
Exons: 2
Coding region: 450-1865 (471 amino acids)
Cellular component (GO): cytoplasm
Molecular function (GO): protein binding
Source: RefSeq, a predicted model, not a curated record
UAAAAAUUGUCGACGGAAAAUUUCCCAAUUUCUGUUUGCCCUCAUCGCUUUGCUCUUGUUUCCCCUUCCGAUCGAUCGAUUAUCUCCUCCUUUCGGGAACCCACAAUCGGCAGAAUCAUUCUGAUUCUUUGAUCUUUAUCGCAUUCGUUUUAAACAGGUUCUGUUCAUCAAAUUUAUUUUUUUUCUCUCUCGAUUAUUUCAAAACCCUAGUUUGAUUAGGUCAUCUGAGAAUGAUAUAGAUAUGUUCGUAGGAUUCAAGCUCUAUGAAAUUUUUGGUGCGUCGAUUUUAGUUUGCAUCUGAAAUUGAGGGUUCUGUUGUUGUUGUUAGAAUAGAUCCAUCUUUCAUUCAUUUAGGGUUAUUUCAUUUUUUUUCAAUCUUUUUUAAAAAUAUCUAAAAAAAAUUAGAAAACAGAAAAAAAAAAAUCAAAAAAAAAAAAAUUUUGUUCACCAUGGCUUUGAAUUUUUCCCAUCCAAUAGUUUCUCCUGUAAGGAUUAGGAAUGGUUAUUUUAAUGGAGGAGAUAGUUAUGGUUUUGAGAGGGAUAGAACUGAGCGAUCUGGUGGUGUUUCGGAAUCCAUAUCUAAAGAAGUUAUUGAUUUAUUGCCUUCGGAUCCAUUUGAUAUGAAUGUAUCCACAUUUACAUAUAUUACUGAUUGGUUGGAGAAUUUGGACUUAGAAUAUGGAGGAUUUGGAAGAAAUAUGAUUGAAAACAAUCAGUAUAAUUUGUUGGCAAGCUUGAAUUUAGUUUGGACUAAUGUUGUUCGGUUCCAACCAUUUUCCACCGAUUUGACAUUGCAUCCUGUUAUUUCCGACGCUUUUUUCCAACAUGGUUUAGAGUUGGGUUCUACGCUUGAGUCAGCGAAUGUUGAGAGACAUGGUUUAGAGUUGGGAUCUACGCUUGAGUCAACAAAUGUUGAGAGACAUGGUUUAGAGUUGGGAUCUACGCUUGAGUCAGCGAAUGCUGAGAGACAUGGUUUAGAGUUGGGAUCUGCGCUUGAGUCUGCGAAUGUUGAGAGUUCUUCUUAUGGGGACGACGAAGGAGUACCAAAUGCUUCUCUUGAGUUUGCUCUAAGAUUUUUGAGCUUGCGAGAUCUCCUUUCUGUUCAAGGUGUUUGCAGGUCUUUGCGUUCUUCUGUUCAGACCGAUCCAUCUCUUUGGAUGUCUAUAAAUGUUAAUUAUCCUUUGAACGAGAAAAUCACUGAUGAUAUUCUUUUUGAAUUAACGAGUAAGGCUCAAGGGAAACUCAAGUCCUUGAGCUUGGUAGAGUGCCCUAAAAUUACUGAUGAUGGGUUUAAACGUGUCCUCGAGACCAAUCUUCAGUUAGCAAAGCUGAGUGUUGCGGGUUGUACAAGAGUAAGUGUAGAAGGCAUUGUGAGUACGAUGAAGAAGCUCAAAUCUGAAGGUACUUUAUGUAUAAAACAUCUCAGAGUCGGUGGACUUUGUGGAAUGAAAGAAAAGCAUUUUGAGGAUCUAAAAAUCUUAUUAGAGAUCCAUAACUGCAAACUACAAAAUAAUCAUAAGCCACGUUUUUUCCGUGGAGGGCAUAAUCCGUAUCUGUUGUGUGACGAUGAUCUCCCUAUUGAUAUAGAACAUUGCCCGAAAUGUCAAAGAUUGGGACUUGUUUAUGAUUGUCCGGUAGAGGAUUGCCAAGGGGAAGGUGGUAAUCGUAGUCAAGUUUGUAGAGGAUGCAUUUUGUGCAUUCCACGAUGUGUAGAUUGCGGUUGUUGUAUCAAUGACAGUGAGUACGAGGAAACCUUUUUCCUUGAUCGCCGGUGCUUAGAUUGUUCUUGGUCGUUGUUCGACGAUGAUGAUAACAUUGCUCCUUUUACUGGCGAGAAUUCUUCGGGCAAUGAAUCAAGUGGCUAAGAAUUAUUUGUAAUUUUUUCAAGAGGUAGAUUCUCUCCUCUAAAAAAAUAAUAAAUAAUGCUUAUGUUUGGCAAAAAAAAAACAUAAUUUUAGAUAUUAUUGUGAUGAACUAUUAAAGUUUGGCUGGUGAAAUUGAAUAAGAAGGAAAGGGUGAAAUGAAAAAGAAUGGGAGGUUAUGUAAU